Messenger RNA from Plasmodium vivax (malaria parasite P. vivax), 651 nucleotides. RefSeq lists its product as hypothetical. The transcript has 7 exons. Lineage: Eukaryota; Apicomplexa; Aconoidasida; Haemosporida; Plasmodiidae. Gene Ontology annotation, cellular component: nucleus. Bases 1 to 651 code for a protein of 216 amino acids. The record is from RefSeq and is a predicted model, not a curated record. Gene Ontology annotation, molecular function: transcription coactivator activity. Gene Ontology annotation, biological process: transcription by RNA polymerase II.
AUGCCGCAAUGGGGGGCCGGAAAUUCGAGGGCGAUCGAGGCCAGGAUGAGAAAGAAAAUGGAAAAAGACAAGAAGCAGAAAGAGCUGGAGGAGAAGAAGUUGGAUGAGUACUGGAAGGACGAUGAUAAGAAGGCCCAGGCGAAAAUUCAGAGGAAGAUGGAAGCCGAAAGUAAAAGACAACAGAAACUUGACAGGAAAAAAGAAUUAAGGGAAUUAUACGGAGAAGAAGAAAAGGCGCUCAAAUCAAACAAAGAAAGUAAAACCACCAGUUCCAAGGUGACCCAGGCGCAAAUCUUGCAAAGGCUCAUCGAGGAGAAGAAGAAAGAAAUGCAGGAGGAUAAGAAGAAGAAGGAAAACCUUAACGUGCACGAGAUGGAGCUGGAGGACAACAUCAACCACAUCCAGAGGGACGAGAUUAACGACUAUGAUGAGUAUAUAAAUGCAACCGGAAUCGAUAACGUCAUUUCUGCGUUGGACAACGUCUCAUUUGAAAAAACCAAAAAAGUGAAAGUUGCCUAUAAAAAAUUCGAGGAGGAAAAUCUGCCGCUUAUUAAGGAGCAGUACAAGGGGUUGAAGCUCUCCCAGUUUAAGCAAAUAUUGUGGAAGCAGUUUAAGAAGUCGCCCGACAAUCCGAUGAACCAGAGGGAUUAA